Dermacentor silvarum is the source of this 4487-nucleotide messenger RNA. Its product is annotated as polycystic kidney disease protein 1-like 1. Lineage: Eukaryota; Metazoa; Arthropoda; Arachnida; Ixodida; Ixodidae. The record is from RefSeq and is a predicted model, not a curated record. Gene Ontology annotation, molecular function: protein binding. The transcript is spliced from 28 exons. The coding region runs from base 1 to 4359 and encodes 1452 amino acids.
AUGGUCACCCAGUGCCCCUGGGGCCGCUGGGUCGGUGCAGCUGGGCUACUGGAGAUGUACCGCUCUUUAAUGAACCUCUUUGACGCCAACUUGGAGGCGUCCGUGUGCGUCGGGACGCCCCCUGCUGCCGAGACGUGCGCCCCCGCGGAUGUGACGUUGCCCUUCGAGAAACGGCUUCUUUUGCGCGCCUCGGUGGCGCCUGCCACGGAGAAGACGCUGCGCUUCCUCUGGUCUCUGAUGCCGCAGCGAGAACGCUACGUCACGGACGCAGCCGCGGUCAACCUUCGCCCCACUGGGCCUGGAACCUACGUGGUCGAAGUAACCUGCCAGAAUCACGUGAGCUCAGUGUCGUCGCCAGAGCUGGCGCUUCGUCUUGUUGAGCGGGUGACCAACUUGAACGGAAUCAACGUCCUGGGACCGGUGCUGGUCGCUAGGCCUACGCGGCUGCGAGCCGUUUACACGACGGGCAGCAACCUGACCUUUUCGUGGAACUUCGGAGACGGCAGUGAUCCGGUCUUGAUCACCGACGGACCUGAGGUGUCGCACACGUUCACCAGGGUGCGAGAGUACUGGGUCAAGGUUGUCGCCUAUAACAUCUUCAGUCGCGCCGAGUUCGAGACGAACGUGUUCGCGAUGGAGCAGCCCUGCAGCAAGCCAGAACUGCGCCUCCACCGGUACACGGAGGCUCGUUUCAACGAAGACGUGUACGUGGAGGCAGCCGUCAAUACAUCGUGCCCUAUCUCGGCCAAGGUCAGGUACUCGUGGACCGUCCUGAACGCAACAGGGUCGCACGUCGUCUUCGAGCACAGCGGUGGUGCCCUCUCCCGGAAGGAUCUGCUCCUGCCCGCGGGAACACUGCCCGUAGGCCGGUACUUGCUCUCGCUCAAGGCUCGCAUGAUGCCCACGGCCGUGUACGCCGUCGAGAACGCGACCUUGGCAGUCGUGCCGUCUCCGGUCAGCUUCAGCAUUGCGGGCGGCUCGUGGCGAACCAUUGGUCCGUCGGCGAUCGUCAUCCUCGAGACUAAGGUCUACCCGCCUGACCUCUCCGACUACAGAAUCACUUGGAAGUGCGAGGAGUUGAACGAUGCUGACGCCGACUGUUUCACGCAUCCUGUCCCAUCUUCACUGGCCAAGCGAAGCAGCAGGACGCUGCGUUUCCUCGCUUCAUCACUGAACUCCAAAAGUGCCUUUCUCUUCACUGCGACGCUGACUCUGGGGAACGCCUCUUCUCAUGUUGCACAACAAGUCCUGAAUGCAUCUGGAACCGGCCCUCGAUCUCGGCUCAUUGAAGUAAGCUGCCGGUCGUGUGACUAUGAAAGGCGAGCGCGAAGUCACGAAAAAGUAGUGCUCACUGCAUUGUGCCAGGACUGCGACUCCAACGAGGAGCUCUACUUCGAGUGGUCACUGUGGAGCCUUCAUCAUGGUGAUGACCACUGCUAUGGCAGGAUUGGCAGCACCCAAGUGCAUCUGGACAACAGUAGUGCUCAAAUUGGCCGAAGUCCUCACCGAAGAGCACAUGACAUUCAACUUGCACUACGUCACGUUGGUUCAAGAAGUCCAGCUCCACUGUUUCCACCAUUUCCUGACUUUGCCAAUGGCACAGGAUCUGCAAAGAAUGUUCAUUUUGAGCCAACUGAAGACCAUCGGUUCACCCGCCUUGGAAAACGACAACGUUCUAAUGUCCCAAAAGGACCGAGACGAAUUGACAGCAGGCUUGGCAUUGUACCUGCGGACAGUAGGUCCGGGUCGGUCUUGAGGAAGAUUUUUGGAUAUUCUGGAAAGAGAGUUGAAGUCGGUGGGUUUCAGAGCUCAUUCCACCACAGCGCAUGGCUCGUCCUCCAACCAGGAACACUGAUGGCCAAAUGUUCCUACGCAGUUCAUGUGAAGGUUCGCCGAAAAGGUUCAAAUGACACCGUUGGAGAAGCAAGGGAGAGGAUAAUGGUUGGAGAUGGGACUUCAGGAGGCCAGUGCAACAUCCAGCCCCGUACUGGUGUCGCCCUGGAGACGCUUUUCACGGUGAACUGCUCCAUUUGGAAAGGUGGCCGGAAACCACACGCAUACAUCAUCAGCUAUGGCCUGUCUCCUGCUGGCCCCUGGCGACAGCUUUACCGUGGCUCUCGCUCCACCUCUUCUUUCUGGCUGCCUCCCGGAAUGGCCUCACAAAACAACUCCGUGCAUAUCAGGAUGGUCAUCCAGGACGCCGACGGAUUUCGAUUGUGCCUUCCACAAACAAGUGUAUUGAGAGUGCUGAAUUCGAUGGAUCUUUCUGUCAUGAAAAACAAAACUUCCCACCUGUCACCAAUUAUAGCCCGACUGUUUGGUGACCAGCAAUACCAAGCAGCACUGAACAAGCUUCAAGUACUUAUAACUGUGCUUCGAACUCUUGAGGCACCAAAGAGCACUUUGCACACGUACCAACUCGACUUCUUCAGAAGUGUAUGGAGAUUCGCAAUACGCACACUGCGGAACUCAGAAUCUUUUCCUGUAAACACAGUGCAAGCUUUUAUUCAAACAUGGAAUGUUAUUGUGGAGCCCCGAUUCCCGGGAGAAGAACACGACCUCAUUGCGGCAUCCCAGCUGCUUCAAUUCUUUGUUCAGGACGUUCAAACAAGCCGACCAUCCACAUCGGGACAAUUUGAAGUUGUAGUUCAGGAACUUGUAACCGCUCUGGGCCAUCUAAUUAAAUCAGCGCAGACACUAAGUCUUCACACGUGGCACAUCUUCUAUGAACGCAUUCGCAAUAUCGAAGAUGUGAUAAAGAAUUUCAUUGAAGACAAUUACGUUUCUCGAGAGGUGCUGCAUUUUUCCUCAGCUUGGCUUGAGCUUUCUGUAUUUGAUGUUUCCGUGGACGUACAGUGCUCUGCGUCUUCAGUGAUAGCUGUUUUUCACCCGGACACUGACACUAUAUUGCACAACGUCACUCCCCCAAACAGUCUGGGUGCCCUGCCAAGGCAGCCUACAGUUUGUCUGGUGUACAGAUUUCCUUUCUUUGCAUUCAGUCCUCAACCACCGUUACUAAAUCGCCAGUUCCCAAGUAAAGCAUCAACAUUUGCCUUAAACCCAAGUGCCAUGACUCUUGAGCAAGGACCUUACGUAGUGAACUUUCCCCGUCAAAACAUGCCGCACAAGAAAGAUUUUGUCCUGAGGCCGGGCACGGUUCACGUACACAAGCUCAAGAAUUUGAAAGAUCCGUCACAUUCCCACCUGUACAUAAGAGUGGAGACAGGGUACUUUGCCGAUGCUCUUCAAGUGUUCCUGAGCCAGGGUACUGAGCAGCUGGUCACAUCUCGUGGCAUCAGAGUUCAUCAAAUGUUUAAUGUGACAGAGAUUUACAUUGACAAAGAAACCUUGAAUGACCACAAUGAUUGCCAGUUGACCAUCGCACGAAAACCAGAACGCAUUGGGAAUUGGAAGCUAACAUAUGGUUCUUCGAGCUUGACAUAUCAACUGGAAGGCUUCGGGCAGGAGUGCUUGCUGUUCUUUCCUGAAAAGGAUGAGUGGGACACACAUGGCUGCUCGGUGACUGACGCAACAACUGUGCGGUCUGUUCAAUGCAAGUGCCAAGGUGGACCCCCCAUCAUUUCCAUGAUCUCAGGCACUCUCAAGCUGCAGCUUGUUGAGUUGCCAGCGUACAAGAUAUUUGGCAAGCAGAUCAACUGGCUCGUCAUAUCUUUUCUGGUGGCAACCAUGGCUGCCUACACCCUGGCAGUGUGGUGGUUAUGCAGUGGCGACAAGCGUGUGGUACGUGGUGGUCCAAGAGGGGGCCACGUAUUCGCACUGAAGACGGCACGAUCGACAGCGCGACACCUGUACUUGAUCACUGUCCAGACUGGGCCUUUCUUCAAUGCGGGAACAUCAGCAGCGGUGUCAAUGAUACUUCAUGGGGAGACAGGAGAUUCAGAGGUCAUAAAGCUUGCUGACAGCUGCCAAGUUCUUCAAAGAUGUUCCACGGUUGCCUUCUUGGCUGGCACGAACAUCGCUCUAGGAAAUCUUGCAAGUGUCGAGGUCUGGCACGACAACUCUGGAGAGUUUCCAUCCUGGUUCUUGGAAGACUUGACUGUGGUACACUGGAAUACACAAGCCACUUGGCACUUUGUUUUUGACGAGUGGUUCUCCACAAGCAGCAAAGAUGGCAGAAUUGAAAGGGAGGCAUUCGCUUCAGAGAACAGCCCAGCCAUGCUGAGGACUCUGCAGCGCUCAUUGAUACAUGCACUGAGCGACCAUCACUUAUGGUACUCCACCGUGACGAUGAAAAGCUGCUCUUCUUUCUCACGUGGCCAGCGGCUUUUAAUGUGCCUUUCGACAGUGCUUUCCUCAGGCUGCACUGAGUGCACUUCGCAUCUUCUUCACAGAUGUUGAGCUUGCAGCAAGUGGUCCAUUGGCACAUUACGUUGGUGAAGCAGGUCUUGUCUGUCUAGUAGCCCACCUAGUUCACCAAGUCCCCACAGCAAUCUUCAGACACUAUGACUGCAUGGCGUUGCUGCGAA